AUGGCCGAAGACGACGGCGGCUCCGGCCACAGCUUGAAGGACAAGAUCAAGAAUCCGUUCCAUAACAUGAAGCAGAGCUUGGAGGAGUCUCUCGACAACAACCAGCACCUGCGCGACGCCAAAAUCCAUCUGAGCCACAAGAAGCACCAGAUAGGAAAGUUUGCGAAUCUGUUCAACUCCCAACAUCGCCAUGACGAGGAACACGAGAAGCGCUGCGACGAAAAGCGCACCAAGGCGUGCGAGUCCCACCGCUUCGAAUCGUACUUUCCCGAACGCGACGGCAACCUGGUCAAGUGGUACGUCGACGGCCGCGACUACUUCUGGGCCGUGUCCGAGGCGCUCAACAACGCCCGCGAGACCAUCUACAUUGCCGACUGGUGGCUGUCGCCCGAGCUCUUCCUGCGGCGCCCGCCCUACUUCAACCAAGAGUGGCGCCUCGACCAGGUGCUCAAGCGGCGCGCCGAGGCGGGCGUCAAGAUUUACGUGAUUGUCUACCGCGAGGUCGAGGCCGCGCUGACCUGCAACUCGGAGCACACCAAGCACGCGCUGCAGGCGCUCUGCCCCGAGGGCACGCCCGGCUACGGCAACAUCCGCAUCAUGCGCCACCCGGACCACAACUUUUUCGAAAACGCGGCCGACAUGACCUUUUACUGGGCGCACCACGAGAAGUUCAUCGUCGUCGACUACGCCAUGGCCUUCUUUGGCGGGCUGGACAUGUGCUUUGGGCGCUGGGACAGCCACACGCACGCGCUGGCCGACGUGCACCCCGACGGCGUGAUCAACGAGACGUGGCCGGGCCAGGACUUUAACAACAACCGCGUCAUGGACUUCCAGAACGUGCAGGACUGGAAGGAGAACGAGCUCAGCAAGACGGAGAACGGCCGCAUGCCGUGGCACGACGUGUCCAUGGGCAUCGUGGGCCCGUGCGUCUACGACAUUGCCGAGCACUUUGUGCUGCGCUGGAACUUUAUCAAGCGCGACAAGUACAAGCGCGACGAGCGCUUCGACUGGCUCAUGCUGCAGGGCCGCGAGGGCGACGACGAGGACCUCGUGGGCGUGCAGCGGCCCAGCCACCCGGUCGGCGACUACGUGCUGCACCCGACGAAGCCGCUCGCGUCGAUUCCGCAGCUCGCGCCCGACCAGGGCACCGUGCGCGCGCAGGUGGUGCGGUCGGCGGCCGACUGGUCCAACGGCACGCUGACGGAGCACUCGAUCCAGAACGCGUACAGCGAGAUCAUCCGCAACGCCGAGCACUACGUGUACAUUGAGAACCAGUUCUUUAUCACGGCGACGGGCGCGAACCAGUCGCCGGUGCACAACACGAUUGGCGCCGCCAUCGUGGACGCCGUCGUGCGCAACGCGGAGCGCGGCAAGACGUUCAGGGUCAUUAUCCUGAUCCCGGCCGUGCCCGGCUUCGCGGGCGACCUGCGCGCCGACGCCGCCACGGGCACGCGCGCCAUCAUGAACUACCAGUACAAGAGCAUCUGCCGCGGGCCGGACUCCAUCUUUGAGCAGAUCCGCGCGCGCGGCGUGGACCCGACCAAGCACGUGUUUGUCUUCAACCUGCGCAGCUACGACCGGCUGGCCAAGACGGGCGCGAUCAAGAAGAUGGAGGCCGACUCGGGCGUGUCGUACCGCGACCUGCAGCGCGCCGAGGCCGAGGAAAUCAUGGGCGAGGGCAUCUACGGCACGGUCGACGUGGACGGCGGGCGCGACAAGCACAUGGGGCGGGCGCGCGAGCAGAAGAAGGCCGAGGAGACGAGCGACUUUUCCAGCGACAGCGUCAAGCCCGGCUACCUCGAGGCGGCCACGGACAAGAAGCGCCGGUUUGAGGCGGCGCACCCGAAUCGUGGAGAGGGCGGCGAAACCGGCGAAACCGGCGAAACCGGCGAAACCGGCGAGGGCGGCGAGGAGGUCAGUGACGGGCAGGGCGGCGUCAAGACGCGGGGCGAGGCCAAUCCGCGCUCCAAGGUCAAGCCGAGCGUGGCGCACCAUGCGAUGGCGGGCCAGGGCUCGCUGGUGGACGAGCCGUGGGAGGACGAUCCCAAGGACGAGGUGGAGAACUGGAUCCAGGAGGAGCUGUACAUCCACGCGAAGCUGCUGAUUGUGGACGACCGCUACGUGGUGUGCGGCAGCAGCAACCUCAACGACCGCAGCCAGCUGGGCACGCACGACAGCGAGCUGAGCGUCGUCAUGCAGGACACGCGCGUGCUGCCCUCGACCAUGGACGGCCAGCCGUACGAGGCCGGCUACCACGCGGCCACGCUGCGGCGCUACCUGUGGCGCGAGCACCUGGGCCUGCUGCCGCCGCAGGACGUCGACGGCAGCGACGACGCCAACGCGCAGCCGCCGUCGGCCGACGCGCCCAACGACGUGCACGACAAGAGCGCCGACGGCAGCGACGACGCGUCGUACGCGUUUGUCGCGGACCCGCUGAGCGACGCGCUGUGGACGCUGUGGACGGAGCAGGCCACGACCAACACGGAGACGUUCCGGCACCUGUUCCACGCGGACCCCGACGACCACGUGCUGACGUUCAAGGACUACGACCGCUUCAUGCCGUCCAAGGGCAUCGAGCCGGGCCACAUCUUUGACAUGUUCAUCCCGCCCGAGGACGUGCGCGAGAAGCUCAACAAGGUGCGCGGCCACCUGGUGUGGAUGCCGCUGGACUUUCUCAAGGACAGCCCGAUGGCCGAGACGGGGCUGCAGGUGAAUCAAUUUACGGAGAGUGUUUAUGCGUAG
Molecule: messenger RNA, 2742 nt
Organism: Sporothrix brasiliensis 5110
Lineage: Eukaryota; Fungi; Ascomycota; Sordariomycetes; Ophiostomatales; Ophiostomataceae
Product: phospholipase D
Exons: 3
Coding region: 1-2742 (913 amino acids)
Biological process (GO): phosphatidic acid biosynthetic process; cell motility; intracellular signal transduction
Molecular function (GO): D-type glycerophospholipase activity
Source: RefSeq, a predicted model, not a curated record